This is a messenger RNA of Suricata suricatta (meerkat), 1065 nucleotides long. RefSeq names its product G protein subunit alpha transducin 3 (gene GNAT3). The coding region runs from base 1 to 1065 and encodes 354 amino acids. The record is from RefSeq and is a predicted model, not a curated record. Gene Ontology annotation, biological process: detection of chemical stimulus involved in sensory perception of bitter taste; adenylate cyclase-modulating G protein-coupled receptor signaling pathway; sensory perception of sweet taste. NCBI's taxonomy places the organism in Eukaryota, Metazoa, Chordata, Mammalia, Carnivora, Herpestidae. The transcript is spliced from 8 exons. Gene Ontology annotation, molecular function: GTPase activity; GTP binding; G protein-coupled receptor binding. Gene Ontology annotation, cellular component: heterotrimeric G-protein complex; photoreceptor outer segment; photoreceptor inner segment.
AUGGGAAGCGGAAUUAGUUCAGAGAGCAAGGAGUCAGCCAAAAGAUCAAAAGAACUGGAGAAAAAGCUGCAGGAAGAUGCUGAGCGAGAUGCAAGAACUGUAAAGUUGCUGUUAUUAGGAGCGGGAGAAUCUGGGAAAAGUACAAUCGUCAAACAAAUGAAGAUCAUCCAUAAGGAUGGUUACAGUGAGCAGGAAUGCAUGGAGUUCAAAGCAGUGAUUUACAGUAACACACUGCAAUCCAUCCUAGCUAUUGUGAAAGCCAUGACUACCCUUGGGAUUGAUUAUGUGAAUCCCAGAAGUGCAGAAGACCAACAACAACUUUUUGUGAUGGUGAACACUCUGCAAGAUGGUGGCAUGACACCUGAACUGGCUGAGGUGAUAAAAAGACUCUGGAGAGACCCAGGAGUUCAGGCCUGCUUUGAAAGGGCAUCUGAAUAUCACCUCAAUGACUCAGCAGCUUACUACCUUAACGAUGUAGACAGAAUCACAGCUCCUGGAUAUGUCCCAAAUGAGCAAGAUGUUUUACAUUCUCGAGUGAAAACAACUGGAAUAAUUGAAACACAAUUCUCCUUUAAAGAUCUGCAUUUCAGAAUGUUUGAUGUAGGAGGACAGAGAUCUGAGAGAAAGAAAUGGAUUCACUGCUUUGAAGGCGUUACGUGCAUUAUAUUCUGUGCUGCGCUCAGCGCCUAUGACAUGGUGCUGGUGGAAGACGAGGAAGUGAACAGAAUGCAUGAAAGCCUUCACCUGUUCAAUAGUAUCUGUAAUCACAAGUACUUUGCAACCACCUCCAUUGUCCUGUUUCUCAAUAAAAAAGAUCUCUUUCAAGAAAAAGUAACUAAAGUGCAUCUUAGUAUCUGCUUUCCAGAAUACACUGGACCAAAUACAUUUGAAGAUGCAGGGAACUACAUCAAAAACCAGUUUCUAGAUCUGAAUUUACAAAAGGAAGAUAAGGAAAUUUAUUCCCACAUGACGUGUGCUACAGAUACUCAAAAUGUCAAGUUCGUGUUUGAUGCAGUUACAGAUAUAAUCAUCAAAGAGAAUCUAAAAGACUGUGGGCUUUUCUAA